ACCCUGAGGAACAUCUUACCUAAAGCUACUUCUCCUGGGUUCAGGUUGCUCUUACAAGAUCAAGCACUAGAGGAGAAGAAGGAUUUUAGGUUGUGGUAACAUGGCAUCUCUGAAAACUGUGCUUUAUCUGGGAGUCUGUCUGUCUGCUUGGAUCAUCACUACUGCAGAUGAGAACUUUGUGCCCAAAGCGGAGAACAUACACUGGGUGUCUCUGGACUUUAAAAUCGUCCUCGUCUGGACUACCAUACCUUCUGAUCACAAAUACACUGUCUGGUACUCUAGCAAAGAAAGUGACUGGAGGCCAAGUCAGAACUGCAUCAGAAUAUCACAUUCAGAAUGUGAUCUGACCGGGGAGCUGAGACCCUUAGACAGGACCUACACUGCCACCAUCAAAACAGAGCCCGCGGAGCUGUACGAUGACGAUGACUAUGACCUGGAUGUGUCCCAUAGCAGUUAUUCCACUUCCUUCAACCCCUAUAGAGAGACUAACAUCAGUGUAGUGAAUUUCAACGUGGUGGUCGUGAAUGCGAGCAGAGUGAUUUUGAACAUCACGGAUCCUCUGAGCGGGGAACAUGACACUGGGAGGCAGCUCAGCAUCAGAGACAUUCUCAAGAAGAACCUCAAGUAUAAGAUCAGCUACUACAAGUCUGGAAGCACGGGCAAGAGAGACAUCAUAUCUAACUCCACUACAGCAGAGGUGUCCAAGCUGGAUGCAGGACAGAGUUACUGCUUCAUGGUGGCAGCUUUCAUCCCCUCCAGACCCAAAAGCACCCAGCAGGGACCCUGGAGCAUCCAGCAGUGUACACCCGGAGACGAUAACGUCCUGCAAGAGCUGAGUCUAGCAGCGUGCGUCGGUGCAGUCUUCAUCCUGCUGACGGUCCUCGUCAUCAUCGUAACGGUGACCGUCCUCUGCUGCAGACGCCGCCGACAGAGAAACACAUUUCAGUCAUCGGCACCUGUUUAG
Molecule: messenger RNA, 964 nt
Organism: Anoplopoma fimbria (sablefish)
Lineage: Eukaryota; Metazoa; Chordata; Actinopteri; Perciformes; Anoplopomatidae
Product: tissue factor-like
Exons: 7
Coding region: 101-964 (287 amino acids)
Biological process (GO): blood coagulation
Cellular component (GO): membrane
Molecular function (GO): protein binding
Source: RefSeq, a predicted model, not a curated record